AUGGACCAGCGGCACACGGGGAGAGCGGGUCUGCUGGGUUGCCUACAGGCGAAAGGCGCCGCGCAGAUGGGCUCGUCGUCGGAGCCGCUGUCGAGGGGCCUGUACGCGCAAGUCGAGCCGUACGACUCCGGGUUCCUCAAGGUCUCCGAUGUCCACACCAUCUACUACGAGCAGUCCGGAAACCCGCAGGGCCAUCCCGUGGUGUUUCUCCACGGGGGUCCCGGAGCCGGCACGUCGCCCGGCAACAGGAGGUUCUUUGACCCGGAGUUCUACAGGAUCGUUCUGUUUGACCAGAGGGGUGCAGGCAGAAGCACUCCCCAUGCUUGUUUAGAGCAGAACACUACUUGGGACUUGGUAGCUGACAUUGAGAAGCUCAGGGAGCAUCUUGACAUCCCGGAAUGGCAGGUGUUUGGUGGUUCAUGGGGAAGCACCUUGGCACUUGCCUACAGCCAGGAGCACCCUGAUAAGGUCACUGGCCUUGUUCUGAGAGGAAUUUUCUUGCUUAGGAAAAAGGAGCUCGAUUGGUUCUAUGAGGGUGGUGCAGCAGCCAUUUUCCCAGAUGCAUGGGAACCAUUUAGAGAUUUUAUUCCCGAGGAUGAAAGGAAUUGUUUCAUAGAUGCGUAUAACAAAAGGUUAACUUCAUCUGAUCCUAUUGUUCAGGUUGAAGCUGCUAAGCGCUGGACGAUGUGGGAGAUGAUGACUGCGCAUCUUAUCCAAAACAAUGAUAACAUUAAACGAGGAGAAGAUGACAACUUUUCACUGGCAUUUGCAAGGAUUGAAAAUCACUAUUUUGUGAAUAAGGGAUUUUUACCCUCGGACUCAUUCCUAUUGGACAAUGUUGAUAAGAUCCGACAUAUUAAAGCUUUUAUUGUACAGGGACGAUAUGAUGUUUGUUGCCCUAUGAUAUCUGCUUGGGAUCUUCAUAAGGCUUGGCCUGAAGCAGAAUUCAAGGUGGUACCGGACGCAGGGCACUCGGCCAAUGAAGUAGGCAUUGCUGCCGAACUGAGGUCAGCCACCGAAAAGCUGAGAGACUUGUUGCGCAAAUGA
Messenger RNA from Miscanthus lutarioriparius, 1047 nucleotides. NCBI's taxonomy places the organism in Eukaryota, Viridiplantae, Streptophyta, Magnoliopsida, Poales, Poaceae. The record is from the annotation of a GenBank genome assembly.